AGUCACCGCAGUUCCCUCUAAUCUGGUGGCCCCGCGGCCCUGCGGGGAGUCCGGGGGUCUGCGGGCCGCUCGGACUUGGCGCGGGGCCCGCCCCGCCUCUCCCUCCCUCGGUUAGGCCCAGACGGUCGUGGCAGCGCGGACAUGGAGCCCUCUCCCGCCACGGGGGGCUCGGAGACCACUCGCCUGGUGAGCCCCCGGGACCGCAGCGGCGAUGGCAGCGGCCUGCGUUUAAAGAGUCUCUUCACAGAACCCUCAGAGACCCCCCCAGAACAGCCCAAACCUGUGGAGACGUCCUUCCACCAUUGCCACAGGAACCCCAUGUCACAGCAGGGGCUCACCCCUGAGAGACUGCAGGCACGGAGGCAACUGUGUGCCGCCUGUGCUGUGUGCUGUGUCUUUAUGGCUGGAGAGGUGGUCGGUGGGUAUUUGGCACACAGUCUGGCCAUUAUGACCGAUGCGGCCCACCUGCUGGCGGAUGUGGGCAGCAUGAUGGCCAGCCUCUUUUCCCUUUGGCUCUCUACCCGUCCAGCCACUCGCACAAUGACCUUUGGCUGGCAUCGCUCAGAGACUCUGGGGGCCUUGGCCUCUGUGGUCUCCCUGUGGAUGGUCACUGGCAUUCUCCUGUAUCUGGCCUUCAUCCGCCUGCUGCACAGCGACUACCACAUCGAAGGGGGUGCCAUGCUAUUGACCGCCAGCAUCGCAGUCUGUGCCAAUCUGCUAAUGGCCUUUGUGCUGCACCAGGCUGGGCCACCGCAUAGCCAUGGGUCUAGGGGGGCAGAAUAUGCACCACUGGAGGAAGGGCCCGGGGAACCUCUGCCCCUGGGGAACACCAGCGUCCGAGCAGCCUUUGUGCAUGUGCUGGGGGACCUCCUGCAGAGCUUUGGGGUACUGGCCGCCUCCAUCCUCAUCUACUUCAAGCCUCAAUACAAGGCAGCUGACCCUAUCAGCACAUUUCUCUUCUCCAUCUGUGCCCUUGGAUCCACAGCUCCAACCCUCCGAGAUGUUCUUCGAGUCCUCAUGGAAGGUACCCCGUGCAAUGUGGGAUUUGAGCCCGUGCGGGACACACUGCUGUCGGUGCCAGGAGUCCGGGCCACCCAUGAGUUGCAUCUGUGGGCCCUCACGCUCACUUACCAUGUUGCCUCCGCACACCUGGCCAUUGAUGCAGCCGCUGACCCUGAAGCUGUCCUGGCUGAAGCCUCAUCCCGGCUUUACUCUCAGUUUGGGUUCUCCAGCUGUACCCUGCAAGUUGAGCAGUACCGGCCCGAGAUGGCCCACUGUCUGCGCUGCCAGGAGCCCCCACAAGCCUGA
Molecule: messenger RNA, 1308 nt
Organism: Chrysochloris asiatica (Cape golden mole)
Lineage: Eukaryota; Metazoa; Chordata; Mammalia; Afrosoricida; Chrysochloridae
Gene: SLC30A3
Product: solute carrier family 30 (zinc transporter), member 3
Exons: 8
Coding region: 142-1308 (388 amino acids)
Biological process (GO): response to zinc ion; zinc ion transmembrane transport
Cellular component (GO): plasma membrane
Molecular function (GO): zinc ion transmembrane transporter activity
Source: RefSeq, a predicted model, not a curated record